UUGUGUGCAGUCUGGGGAUGCCCUUGUGGUGGUGCUUGUGCAUCACAGGACCCAGGCACUUCUCCUCUUCUAUCCCUCUAGGCUCUGCCAAGGUUGAGAGCGACAAGCGUCUAAGUGCAGGGCCCGGCCAGGGGCCAGGGUCUGUAGGGGAUGAGCACCAGGACAAUGUCUUCUUCCCCAGUGGGCGGCCGCCUCACCUGGAAGAGUUGCACACACAGGCCCAGGAGGGGCUCCGCUCCCUACAGCACCAAGAAAAACAGAAACUGAACAAGAGUGGCUGGGACCAUGGAGAUACCCAGAGUAUCAAGUCCUCCCGGACCGUCCCCGACGAAGACAAUAUCUCCUUCUGCAGCCAGACCACAUCCUACACAGCUGAAAGCUCCACGGCUGAGGACGCACUCUCCAUCCGCUCCGAGAUGAUCCAGCGCAGAGGCUCCACCUUCCGACCCCAUGACUCCUUUCCCAAAUCAUCCGGAAAGUCUGGGCGGCGUCGGCGGGAGCGGCGGAGUACGGUGCUGGGACUGCCGCAGCACGUGCAGAAGGAGCUUGGCCUGCGGAACGAGCGUGAGGCGCCGGGUACGCCUCGGCCUCCUGGUCCCCGGGAUGCUGUCCGCAUUCCUACGGUGGACGGCCGUCUGGCAGGCCUGGCCUCGGGGGCGGGCGCCCGGGUGUCCCUGCGGGCCUUGGAGGCUGAGGCGGAGGCUGGCACCGAGACAGAGGCCAUGCUGCAGCGCCACAUCGACCGUGUCUACCGGGACGACACCCUUGUUGGCCGCUCCACAGGGGCCCGGCCCCCACCACUGAUCCGGCCCCUGUCCCUAGCAGUGCCUGGACUGACAGGAGGGGCAGGACCUCCAGAGCCCCUGAGCCCAGCCAUGUCUAUCUCGCCUCAGGCCACCUACUUGUCGAAGCUGAUCCCACAUGCCGUGCUGCCACCCACGGUGGACGUGGUGGCCCUGGGCCGCUGCAGCCUGCGUACACUGAGCCGCUGCAGCCUGCUCUCGGCUAGCCCAGCCUCCAUCCGCUCGCUGGGGCGCUUCUCCUCCACCUCAAGCCCACGGCCCCGUAGCCGCCACCCUUCCUCCUCCAGCGACACCUGGAGCCACUCUCAGUCCUCUGAGACCAUCGUGUCCGACGGUUCCACUCUGUCCUCUAAGGGUGGCUCUGAAGGCCGGCCAGAGGACUCUGUGGCUAGCAAUAGUGUGGUACCCCCUCCCCCGGGGGGCAGCGGGAGGGGCUCCCCUAGUGGGGGCAGCACUGCCGAGGCCUCAGACACACUCAGCAUUCGGAGCAGUGGGCAGCUGUCCAGCCGGAGUGUGUCCUUCCGCAAACUAAAGCGGCCACCACCACCACCCCGCCGGACCCACUCACUCCAUCAGCAGGGCUCAGCAACGCCAGACGGGCCUCUAGGGCUGCCUCCCAAACCUGAGCGCAAGCAGCAGCCACAGCUGCCUCGACCACCCACCACUGGUGGGUCAGAAGGGGUGGGGGCAGCACCCUGCCCACCCAACCCAGCAGGCAGCUGGGUGCCUGGCUUGUCUCCAGGCGGCUCCCGGCGUCCUCCACGCUCCCCAGAACGGACGCUCUCACCCUCCAGUGGAUACUCGAGCCAAAGUGGUACUCCUACCCUCCCUCCCAAGGGUCUGGCGGGUGCCCCUGCUUCCCCAGGCAAGGCCCAGCCCCCUAAGCCAGAGCGUGUCACUUCCCUUCGCUCUCCUGGGGUCUCCGUCUCCUCUUCUCUCACAUCUCUGUGCUCCUCCUCUUCUGACCCAGCCCCCUCAGACCGCUCUGGGCUGCAGGCGUCAACCCCCGUGGGCGACAGGUUUGUUAUACCUCCUCACCCCAAGGUGCCUGCCCCCUUCUCCCCGCCUCCCUCCAAGCCCAAGAGCUCUAACCAAGCUGCCCCUGCUUUGGCUGUCCCUGCUGUGGUUCCUGGUUCUGUCUCUACUGCUGCCCAGACAUCCUUAACUCCACCACAGGAGUCUCCUGUUGUCUGCAAAGCCCAGUCGCCCCCGCCGUCCCCACCCCCCUCUUAUCAUCCACCCCCACCACCCACUAAGAGGCCAGAGGUGGUUGUAGAGGCACCACCUGCCCCAGAAAGUGCCGAGGAGCCCCUCCAAGAUCCCAACUGGCCCCCACCCCCACCUCCUGCCCCCGAGGAGCAGGACCUGUCCAUGGCUGACUUCCCCCCACCCGAGGAGGCCUUCUUCUCUGUGGCUGGCCCUGAGCCUUCAGGCCCCCCAGAGCCUGUCAGCUCCCCCACGGCUUCACUCUCCCCAGCUACUGCUUCCCAGAGCCAGCCCCAUGUUAGCCCAGACCCUCCUCUGGCUCUGCCAGCCCCACCUCCUGCUAGUUCUGUACCAGGGCUUCUGGCCAAGCUCCCUCGGAAGGAACCAGCGGGCUGUAGCAAGAGUGGUGGGGUUUCCAGGGAAGAGGCUGGUACACCCCUGGUCACACCUUCGCUCCUGCAGAUGGUGCGGCUACGCUCUGUGGGUGCUCCCACGGUGGCUCCCCCACCAGCAUUGGGGCCCUCGGCCCCCCAGAAACCACUUCGAAAGGCUCUGUCAGGGCGGGCCAGCCCAGUGCCGGCCCCAUCCUCAGGGCUCCAUGCUGCCGUCCGACUCAAGGCCUCCAGCCUGGCUGCCAGUGAGGGCCUUGUAAGUGCCCAGCCCAAUGGACCACCUGAGGCAGAGCCACGGUCUCCCAAGUCCCCUGCCUAUACGGCCAGUUUCAUCUUCUCCAAGGGGACUAAGAAGCUGCAGCUUGAGAGGCCUGUGUCCCCUGAGACCCAGGCUGAUCUCCAGCGGAAUCUGGUGGCUGAACUUCGGAGCAUCUCAGAGCAACGGCCUCCCCAGGCCCCAAAGAAGUCACCCAAGGCUCCCCCACCUGUGGCCCGCAAGCCCUCUGUGGGAGUCCCCCCACCACCUUCCCCCAGUUUCCCUCGGGCUGAGCCCCUUACUGCUCCUUCCACCAAUGGGCUCCCUCAAGCUGACGACAGGACUAAUGGGGAGCUGGUGGAGAAUGGAGGUGUCGUGCAGCUGGUGGGCCCUGAGGACAAGAUGGGCCCUCCAGGCUCAGACCCACAGAAAGAGCUGGUCUGACCACUGGGCACCUCACUGGCACUGCUGACCCAUCCCAGGAAUAAAAUCUCAGGGACCCGAGCAGCUCCAAGGAUGAGAGGAUACGGCAGACCUAGCCUGACAGAGAGGGCGCCUGCAGCCUUAACCUCCAUGGCCUUCGAUAUUUAUGCAAGCCUGGUGUUGCUCCUGUCCUCCAAGUCAUCUCGUGCUCAUGCCUUUUCCGGAAUGGAUUCACCUCUGGCAGCUGCCACCUCAAUCUUGGCCUUAGCCUCAUCUUGAAGGAGGUAGCUGGUGGGAGUCAGUGCCUGCGCCCCCUGCUGGCCCUGAGGCCACGUAGUUGGGAGCAGUGCACCUCACUUGAGCUUUUCUUUUUCUCCAAACCAUGCACAUACUGUAGUCCAGAAUCAAAGCACUUUUGGAAAGUGGCCACAUGUCCAUCUUCCAGGCCUGGGAAACUGUUUCAAUGGCCUGUUUACAUGACAACAGUUAUCAAUCCCCAGCAGCCAAUCCAUAGCUUGGGACCAAUCUGUGCCCUCCUCCCGCAAUCCAGUUUGCUCCUUUUCUUGGUUCUUGGAGGUGGGCAGGUAAUUGUAGUCCCACAGGCUGGUGGCAGGAGUGGGGCUGUGGGAUUCCAAAGCACAAAAGGUGCAGUAGGGACUUGCCUUCCUGCGCCUCAACUCACCAACCAGCCUCCUGCCUUCCCGUUCUGCUAGGUGCUUCAUGCAAGGGACAAGUAGGAGACUGUCAGGG
Molecule: messenger RNA, 3830 nt
Organism: Carlito syrichta (Philippine tarsier)
Lineage: Eukaryota; Metazoa; Chordata; Mammalia; Primates; Tarsiidae
Gene: NHSL3
Product: KIAA1522 ortholog
Exons: 6
Coding region: 18-3101 (1027 amino acids)
Biological process (GO): cell differentiation
Source: RefSeq, a predicted model, not a curated record